AUGGCUCCCUAUGAGGCACUUUAUGGGAGGAAGUGCAGAUCUCUUGUGUGUUGGUUUGAAAAGGGAGAAAAACAGUUGUUGGGACCAGAAUUAGUCCAAGAAACCUCGAGACAAAUUCAGAUGAUUAAAGAAAAUCUUGAAAAAGCUCAAAACAAACAAAAAAGUUAUGCUGAUAACAGGCGUAAACCUUUGGCUUUUGAAGAGGGAGAACGUGUCUUUCUUAAACUUUCUCCUACAACAGGUGUAGGAAGAACUCUUAAAGUUAGGAAAUUGAGUCCUAGGUAUAUUGGUUCAUUUCAAAUACUUCAAAAAAUAGGGUCAGUUGCUUACCAACUUGUUGUUCCACCUCAUCUUUCUAAUCUUCACAAUGUCUUUCAUGUUUCUCAGCUUAGAAAAUAUGUCUCAGAUCCCUCUCAUAUUCUUAAUAUAGACUCAGUACAAGUUAAAGAGAAUUUGACUAUUGAGACCAGACCAAUCCAAAUUCUUGAUAAAAAUAUGAAGCAACUGAGAAAUAAAGUGAUUCCAUUAAUCAAAGUUUUGUGGGAAGGACUUUCAUCGCAUGAAGCGACGUGGGAAAAAGAAGAAGAAUUACAACAGAAUUAUCCAGAAUUUUUCUUAACAGUAUUUCGAGAAAUGCUGAGUACACCAAUUGGUCGAGGUAAUACUGAAGCAUUUGCCUUGACUUAG
Gastrolobium bilobum is the source of this 687-nucleotide messenger RNA. RefSeq lists its product as uncharacterized. The transcript is spliced from 2 exons. Bases 1 to 687 code for a protein of 228 amino acids. The record is from RefSeq and is a predicted model, not a curated record. NCBI's taxonomy places the organism in Eukaryota, Viridiplantae, Streptophyta, Magnoliopsida, Fabales, Fabaceae.